AUGACAAAAAAGGAACCGCACAAGCAGAUCAACACGGACUGCUCAAGAAAGAAAAUACGCCAUGCUACGCAUUCUGUUCACGGCUGCCGUGGCGGCCGGCUACGUCCUGGGCUACGACCAGACAGACGCUGGGCUUCGACGCCGCGCCGACGGUCGAAAACCCGUUCCGUCGAGGAGCUGCACCAGGCAGCGCUCGAGGAGGGCGGCGCCGAGUCGAUCGACGAGGACGCCCUCAAGCGCGAGUUCGAGUCGCACUUCCCCGGCUUGACGCCCGACCUCACCGCGGACCUGUCCAAGUACCACAGCCCGCGGUUCGACGAGCAGCUGGCCGCCGACAACAUCUACGUCGAGAGGCUGAGGUUGUUUUUCGAGGACAAGCUGGGUACUGCUCAGGGGUUGCGCCCGCUCACUGAUGGUAUUUGA
Messenger RNA from Pyricularia pennisetigena, 423 nucleotides. RefSeq lists its product as uncharacterized. The transcript is spliced from 2 exons. The record is from RefSeq and is a predicted model, not a curated record. Bases 1 to 423 code for a protein of 140 amino acids. NCBI's taxonomy places the organism in Eukaryota, Fungi, Ascomycota, Sordariomycetes, Magnaporthales, Pyriculariaceae.